AUGCAGAAGAAGCUGCGCAGUGGCCAGUACAAGACCAAGGCGCAGUUCGCCCACGAUCUGAAUCUCAUCUGGGACAACUGCCUCGUGUAUAAUGCAUCGCCCCAACACCCCCUGCGCCGCAAUGCCACGUACAUGCGCAAAAAGUCGAACCACCUGCUCGAGUUCCUCAGCGAGAAAAACGAUACCAAGGACCUCCUCAGCCAGUGGCACCCCGCGUCGCUGCGCGUGACGCCAACACCGAGCACGCCCGACGCGUCGCUGGCCGUCGCAUCGGGCACGCCGACGCCGGCGCCUGAUGCAGCACCGACGAAUGGCGCGGCAGCGAGCAUUCCUGCGUCCCAUGCACCGGCCAUGGAUCUUGCGUCGGAGGCCGUGCCGCUGCACGAGCAGCGAGCCUUGCGUCGUAGCGCGGACGCUACCCACACGUUUCACGUGCUGGACGAGGCGCUCAGCCAGGCCCGUGAACCGCGGGAUAUUUCCUCUGCCUGGGACUCACUGCGGCAGGUGCGGGCAGCACGGCGCGACCCACUGGACUAUGCGCUGCGGACGGCCGCGCCCAGUGUGCACCGGGCAUGGUGGGCCGCCUGCCAGUCCGACUCGCUUGUGUGUGCGGGCCUCCCAGCGAUUGCCUACCGUGGCAUGCGUGACGCAGACGCGUUCUCCGCGCACACUUCCGCCGAGGCUGGGCCGAGUCGCGCGCCGGCCGUGGCACCGCGACUCCCGAUGGACCGGCCCGGUGUGCCGCGCCUCAUGGCACGAAACAUCCGCACGCUCCGCCGCCUAUACCACACGCACCAAAAGUUUUACCAACUCGCGGCGGCUGUGGAGCUGGAUUUGCCUGUGCCGGCGUCGGUGGCCGAGGUAUCCGAUGACGACGACGACGAAAAUGACGAGGCGGCACCGACAUUUGCGCCGCCGCAGCCGUACGAGACAUCGGCGCCGUAUCCCCGCCUCACAUCCGCGUGUGCACAGGAGCAACUGUCAUGGCACGUGCAGACGCUUCUGGCGCACGCAGGCUUUGAGGGCGGGCAGACGACGGCGGUGCAGGUGCUCGCCCAAGUCGCGUCCGAGUACCUCAUGGGCCUGGGGCGCACACUGCGCCUGUACAGUGACCGGUUCGCGCAGCGCUUCACGCCUGCAGAUAUGCUCGAGCAUGUGCUGGGCGGCAGCGCUGCGUCCAUCGAGGCCUAUGUGCGCAACGACAUUGAGCGGUAUGGACAGCGUCUCAAGGAGUGGCUGCGCAAGAUGCAUGCGGCGCUCCGCGACCAGCUACAGUCUCUCGGCGGGACUGUGGAAGACACAGACCUGCUCGCACGCGAUGGCGAGGCGCUGGUGCUGGGCCACUUUGCCGCGGGCCUAGGCGACGACUUUUUCGGGUUCCGCGAGCUCGGUCUCGAUACCGAGCUAGGCAUGGCACAACUCGCCGUCCCGAGCCGCCUCUUUUUUGGAGGUCGACCCGUGCACAAGGCAGUGGCCGGGGGCAUCACCGAGGCGGCGCCUACGUACACGCCGCCGCCGCCGCCCAUCCCUCUUACGCGUGCAGCGGUGCCGGCUCAAAUUGGGCUGCUGCGCCCAUGGUACCUAGCUGAGAUGGGGUCCGAUGCGACGCUGCCGGACCAGGUGCCCGAGCGGCCCCGCUACAAAGUGCCUACGAACGGCAAGCUGCCUACGCACGCCCUCACCGUCGACGAUGAGGCGCGGGCAGCGAAGACGCCGACGAAGCGCAGGCGUGUUGUAGAGCCACGUGGCCCAUGA
Malassezia sympodialis ATCC 42132 is the source of this 1755-nucleotide messenger RNA. Its product is annotated as transcriptional activator SPT7. Gene Ontology annotation, cellular component: SLIK (SAGA-like) complex; SAGA complex. Gene Ontology annotation, molecular function: structural molecule activity; protein heterodimerization activity. NCBI's taxonomy places the organism in Eukaryota, Fungi, Basidiomycota, Malasseziomycetes, Malasseziales, Malasseziaceae. Gene Ontology annotation, biological process: regulation of transcription by RNA polymerase II. The record is from RefSeq and is a predicted model, not a curated record.